CAUAACCUAACCUUGAUCUGUGCCAUGGCAGACUGGUUUGUUGGCCGAGUCAUAGAUAGGCUCAUCAACGCUUGCUCUGAUUACCUGCAAGAUCAGUACUUCGGAUGGCCGACAGCCAUGAAGGAGGAGCUCGAAAGGCUGCGAGAGAACAACCCCAAGAUCCAAGCUGUCGUCUCUGCUUACAACCGAGCACAGAUCAGAGAUCGGAACCCAGCACUCAACAGCUGGUUAUGGCAGCUACGAGAUGCCAUCGAUGAGGCAGAUGAUGUUCUUGAUGACUUUGAGUACAUGAGGCUUGAAGAACAAGAACGGGUGCUGAACAUGGAGGAAACAAAGGCGCCUUCUUCAUUCACUAGAUUAUUUUUGGAACCUGCUCGCAAACUUCGCAGAGUCUGCGAACAAGCCCUCAAAAAGGAUCCCAACUUGGAGAGACUGGAGGCAGUUGUGAAGAAACUUGAUACAGUUUCAGCUCAGGUCAGUACUUUUCUUGAUCUCGUUGAAAACAAAAAGCAGGAGCAGCAGGAGCAGCAGGGGCAGCAGGAGCUGGAGCUUCAGUUGCGCAAAGAUCGUGAAACAGGAUGCUUGCCCAAAAAUGUUCUCAUCGGUCGAGGCGAGGAGAAGGAUUUUGUUAUUCAGUGGUUGAGGAGGCCAACAAAUGAAGAUCCAACUCAUAUUGCUAGCCCUACUCUGUACAAAAACAUUUCUCUUCUAUCCAUAGUGGGUCAUGGAGGCGUGGGCAAGACAACUCUCUUGCAACACAUCUUUGAAGAUCUGAAAGAAGAAUUUGAACUGAAAAUAUGGGUUUGUGUCUCCAACGACUUUGAUGCAAAAAAGAUCAUUGAGGAUAUGUUGGAAUUUCUUAACGAGGAGAGCCCUCGUUUGGAGUCACCACUCGCUGCUGUUCAAAAGAGACUUAAAGCUGUGGUGCAAUCCAAAAGGUUUUUGCUUGUUCUGGAUGACGUUUGGGAGGAAGAUAUAAGCAAAUGGGAGAUUGUACUCUGCCCUCUAGUUUACGGAGGUUUGGGAAGUAAAAUUUUGUUGACUACACGGAUGGAUUCUGCUGCAGUGAUGAUUUCGAAUGCGAUUAGAAAGAAGAAUGAAAAGAAAAUGGCUCUAUACCUCUUGACAGCUGUCGUGCAAUCCAAAAGAUUCUUGCUUGUUCUAGAUGAUAUUUGGGAGGAAGAUAUGAGCAAAUGGGAGAAUGUGCUCUCCCCUCUGACUAAUGGAAGUUUCGGAAGUAAGAUUUUGAUAACUACUCGAAUGGCUGCAGUUGCAUCGACGAUUGCAAAUGUUUUUAAAAAGAAGAGGGAAACAUUGAGAAAGGGCUUGGAGGAAGAUGUGUGUUUGAAGCUACUCAACACCCAUGCAUUUGCUGGUGUAGAGAACCUUGGUGCUUAUACAAAAUUAUCAAACAUUGCUAGUUCGAUAGUUAAAAAGCUUUCAGGAUCUCGACUAGCAGCAAAGAUCGUCGGUGGUAUUCUCAAUUCUAACUUGAAAGAGAGCUUCUGGAUGAACAUUUUAAAUAGUUCUGAUGUUCUAAACAUUGAGCUGAGUUUUAUGUUGCUCCGACAACCUCUACAAAAUUGUUUUGCAUUUUGUGGCAUAUUCCCGCAAGAUCAUGAGUUUGAUAAAGAUGAUUUAGUCCGAAUGUGGAUUGCAUUGGGUUUCAUUCAAGAAUCUUCUAUUGAAGGAGAGACUUUGGAAGAUAUUGGAGGGAGGUAUUUUGAUGUUUUGGUCAAAAAAUCUUUCUUUGACGAGUUUCAGUAUCACGAAAAAAUCUAUUAUAAGAUGCAUGAUUUAUUACAUGAUUUGGCAGAGUCUAUUUCUUCAGAGGAAUGUUUCAGAUUUGUGGGAGAUGAUGUUUUAUCUCUUAAAACUCCUAAAAUUAUUCGACACUUAUUUAUUAAAACUGAAAAUCUCGAAGUGCUAAGAAUGAUCAAAAAUGUUAAAAGCUUACGUUCACUUUUUCUUACAAGUGAAAGACGUGGCCAAUAUUUCACUGAAAUACUUGCUGAAGUUUUUGAAGCUUCGAGCAGGAUUCGUUUGUUGUUCAUACACUCUACACAUCAGAAAAAAAUGCCUGAGGCUAUUAAAAAUUUGAGACAUCUUCGAUAUUUGAAGCUUACUGUUAAUCUCACUCCAAGAUCUCUAAGCAGUCUUUAUCAUUUGCGGUUCAUAAUCUAUAAAAAGGGGCUUUCGGGAGCUCGCUUAGAUGAUUUCUUGCUUGGCGAUUUGAGUUAUCUUUCUAAUCUACGUCACUUGGAAUUGCCCGGCGAUGUGAGUAUACCUGGAAUUGGGAAAUUAAGGUCACUUCAAGAACUAAAUGAGUUUAAUGUGAAGAAUGAGAAUGGUUAUCGGAUUGGGGAGUUGGAACAUAUGAAUGAUUUGCGCAAAUUAAAAGUACAUUUUCUGGAAAAUGUGAAAGAUGCUGUAGAGGCUCGCAAUGCAAAAUUAUUUGAUAAGAGAAAACUCACACAUUUACUCUUGAAUUGGGGCAAAACUGUUGUUGAACGGAACUCAGACAUGAAGCAUUAUACUGUUGAUGAAAGGAAAUCAGACAGGGAAGUUGGAAGCCUACGGAACAUUGUCAAUUCUGACUUAGAUGUGAUUGUGCUUGAAAAUCUUAAACCAUACAAAAAUCUAAAAAGAUUGUCCAUAGUGUCAUAUGAGGGUGCAAGCUCUGCAAAAUGGAUGUACAAUGCUGAAUUGAUCUCCAAUCUAGAGUACAUCCGUCUGGACGAGUGUUCCGAGUGGGAAACUCUUCCACCUUUUGGGAAGCUUCCCCACCUUAAGUCACUGUACCUUGGUAACAUGCCAAAAGCAAAGCGGCUUGAUUAUAAUUUCCAUGUGAAUGACAACGUUUCUGUCUUUCCAUCGUUGCAGGUGCUAAAUAUGGAGGGAUUACAGGGAUUACAAGUAUUGGAGCAAGUAUUGGAGGAUUGGUUUGAUGGAGCAGCAGCAGCAGCAUAUGACUGUUUCUUUCCUUGCUUAACUGAACUCUUCUUCGUUAACUGCCCAAAUCUGCAGGAGUUGCCCUGUGUGCCUCCUAAGCUCAAGAAGAUGAAGAUAAAAAACAUCGGAUGGAAGGCUGCUUUGAACUGCAAGCAAGGCUCUAACAACUGUUGCGGCAUUUCAAAAUCGAUUCCCCUUGAAACAUUACAGGUCCUUUCGUGUUCAAACAUCACAUCUCUUCUUCAGGCGGAUGUAAGACUUGAAGCACUGAGAAAAUUGAGUAUUGAAGAUUGCCCCAAUCUGAUUUCUCUCCGCGGAGACCCAUCCUUGUUGCCAACAGUAAGUAUCGCCUCCUUGGAAGAGCUCACAAUUUUUAAUAAUGAUGUGCAGUGGUUUCCACACGUUUGCUCUUCCCUUCGUGAGUUGAGCUUUAGAGGCCUCAAAUCCCUGCAUGUUCCUCAGCUUCAGCAGCUUCCACACAUCCCCGUCUCCCUGGAAGAAAUACAUCUUAGCAACCUCGAAUCAUUGCAGUGCCUGCCAACGUCUUUGUCUGCCAUCUCAUCCUUUAAACGUCUAGAAUUAAAAAACAUUCCAUUACUCAAAUCAUUGCCAGACCUCCCUUCCUCCUUGGAAUUUCUGACUGUAGAAAGUCUUGAUAACCUAGAGUGCCUGCCAUCUUCUUUGUCGGCCAUCUCAUCCCUCAACCGUCUAUCGUUCUAUAGCAUUCCACUCCUCAAAUCAUUGCCAGAACUCCCUCCUUCCUUGAAUUCACUGUCUCUAUAUGAGCUUGAUAGCCUACAGUGCCUGCCAUCUUCUUUGUUGGCCAUCUCAUCCCUCGAGCAGCUAGAAUUAUAUAACAUUCCACUCCUCAAAUCAUUGCCACACCUCCCUUUCUCUUUGGAUUCGCUGCAUCUAAGUAAUCUUGAUAACAUAGAGUGCUUGCCAUCUUCAUUGUCGACCAUCUCAUCCCUCGAUAGUCUAGAAUUAAUGGAAUUUAAUAGCAUUCCACUCCUGAAAUCAUUGCCAGAACUCCCUCCCUCCUUGAAUUCAUUGUCUCUAAGUGGUCUUGAUAACCUACAGUGUCUUCCAUCUUCUUUGUCGGCCAUCUCAUCCCUCAACAGUCUAGAUUUAUAUAGAAUUCCAGUCCCCAAAUCAUUGCCAGACCUCCCUCCCUCCUUGUAUUCACUGGCUCUAUAUAGUCUUGAUAACAUAGAGUGCCUGCCAUCGUCUUUGUCGGCCAUCUCAUCCCUCAGCCGUCUAUAUUUAAAUAGCAUUCCGCGCCUGAAAUCAUUGCCAGACCUCCCCUCCUCCUUGGAGUCACUGCGUCUAUAUAAGCUUCAUAACCUAGAGUGCCUGCCAUCUUCUUUGUCCGCCAUCUCAUCCCUCUACCGACUAGAAAUAGAAAGCAUUCCACUCCUCAAAUCAUUGCCAGAGCUCCCUUCCUCCUUGGAGUCACUGACUCUAGCUAGACUUGAUAACCUACAGUGCCUGCCAGCUUCUUUGUCGGCUGUCUCAUCCCUCUGGUAUCUAGAAUUAUAUAAAAUUCCACUCCUCAAAUCAUUGCCAGACCUCCCUUCCUCCUUGUAUUCACUGGCUAUAUCAAAUUGUCAUCCAAAGUUGAUGAAGCGUUAUAAAAAACUUUCAGGCUCUGAUUGGCACAAGAUCGCACACAUUCCCAAGGUCCGUAUUGAUUAUAUGUAAUAGUUGUUGUGUGUGUGAUUGGUGUCACUCCAAAUCAAUCUCUUCCCAUCAAUAUGUGAAUAUGUGAUUUUCAUGAGCAACUAUUUGGUCUUAGAAAUUUCAAAUUUUGUAGUUCAAUACCAUAAGUGUGAUUUGAAUUUGUUCAUCUUGUCAUCUUCUCAAAAUUUCACCGAAGAGUUAAACAAUUACGAAUUAACCCAUGAUUAUAGGUUAGAUUUUCUAAUUAUUGCCAAUUUGUUAGUACUUUUGUUUCUUGAAACAAUUAGAUUAUAAAAUGAUUGUUUUG
This is a messenger RNA of Phalaenopsis equestris, 4939 nucleotides long. Its product is annotated as putative disease resistance RPP13-like protein 1. The transcript has 5 exons. Lineage: Eukaryota; Viridiplantae; Streptophyta; Magnoliopsida; Asparagales; Orchidaceae. The coding region runs from base 25 to 4653 and encodes 1542 amino acids. Gene Ontology annotation, biological process: defense response to other organism. Gene Ontology annotation, molecular function: ADP binding. The record is from RefSeq and is a predicted model, not a curated record.